CGUCAGUGAUCCAAACAUCAUAAUUGCGCGGCAUUCGAUAUCAAGAACUUUGCAUUGAAAAGAAUCAUCAGUACUUUGAGGUUACACCCAACACGAGCUGCGAAAAAUUUUAAUAAUGAAUUUAUUCGAUCAGUCAAAAGCUCCAGCACCAGCCGCAGGAGCUGCUCCCACAAAUUUUUUCAAUGCCGCUGCUGGAGAUCCAGGAAAAACCCUACCGACAUUGACAGCAAUGCAACCACAGGAUAAACCAGGGUUUGGAUUCGGGCAGGGUCUGACCUUUGGAUCAAAUCCCGGUUUCAAUCCGGGAACUCAAAUGGCAAACCAGCCACCAAUGACUCAGUCAACGUUGCCUACAUUCAAUGCACCCGCAGCAGCUCCAAAUACAACUGUUCCUUUUGGAAUGGCCACUAGUACUCCAAUUGGCAUGGGUGGUUCCAAUAUUCGGAUGCCUGGAACCACUGGAUUUCCCUCUACUACCACCAGCGCAGCUCCAACUCCAGGACUGAACUUCGGUAUCGCAAAACCAGCAGCUACUGGAACUGGAUUUACAUUGGGAUCCACAGCGACAAAUACCACGGCACCGAAUCUGUCAUUUGGUGCAACGGCGAUGUCAACUCCAGCACCAGGAUUUAAUUUAGGCGGUACCACAAUUUCAUCAGCACAACCGUUUGGAUCAGUUCCCACAUCUUCAUCAGCAACAAAUACUCCUCUGUCAACAGUACUGGCUCUAGCGUCGAGUUCCACACUUGGUAAUUUAGCGGCAACAACUAGCGCGCCUCCAGCAUCAACUCAGUUAUCAUUGGGUUCAACUGCGCCAAGUACUACGUCAUCAUUAACUGGGUUUUCAUUUCCCGGAACGACAUCAGCAGCCACUACGGGAUUCAAUCUCAAUAGUGCGACAACUGCAGCUUCCACUGGAGGAUUUUCACUGAGCAAAUCAACUACUGCAGCUACUCCUUCUACUACACAGACAACUGGAUCAACACAAACGUCAUUAGGAACAUCGACAACUGUCACUGCUUCAUCAAGCAGCAGUCAGACAGGUGCUAUAAAUUUUUGUCAAUUAGAAGAGUCGAUAAAUAAAUGGACGUUAGAAUUAGAAGAGCAAGAAAAAGUUUUCAUGAAUCAAGCAACGCAAAUAAACUCCUGGGACAAAUUACUUAUCGCUAAUGGAGAGAAAAUCGUCACGCUGAAUGACCAAGUCGAGAAAGUUAAACUUGAACAGCAACAGUUGGAGCACGAGCUUGAUUAUGUUGUGGGACAGCAGAAAGAACUGCAAGAUUGUCUGGUUCCACUGGAAAAAGAACUUGCGAAUGUCUCGGUAUCGGAUCCAGAACGGGAGUAUACUUACAGACUUGCGGAGAAACUGGACACUCAACUCAAGCAAAUGUCCGAAGAUCUCAAGGAAAUAAUCGAGCAUCUCAACGAAGCCAAUCGUGCUCAGGAUUCCAGUGACCCGAUUGUCCAGAUCGGCAAGAUUUUGAAUGCGCAUAUGAACAGUCUCCAGUGGAUCGAUCAGAGAACUUCGAUUCUCGCACAAAGAAUCCAGCAAAUCGAUCAAAUGCAUCAGAACUUCAGACAAGAAAACGAAAGAAGUUUCAAUUUAGCGUACAAUUAAUUUAAUAAUCAACUAGAUGUUCUUUUGUAAUUCAAUUUUUUUUUUAUUUACGUUCAUUGAAUUGCUUUGUCAUAAAAAAAUAAAUAAUCUAAUUUUUUUUAA
Messenger RNA from Microplitis mediator, 1720 nucleotides. It is a transcript of the gene Nup62, whose product is annotated as nuclear pore glycoprotein p62. The transcript has 3 exons. Gene Ontology annotation, cellular component: nuclear pore central transport channel; nuclear pore. The record is from RefSeq and is a predicted model, not a curated record. Gene Ontology annotation, molecular function: structural constituent of nuclear pore; phospholipid binding. Gene Ontology annotation, biological process: RNA export from nucleus; protein import into nucleus. The coding region runs from base 116 to 1618 and encodes 500 amino acids. NCBI's taxonomy places the organism in Eukaryota, Metazoa, Arthropoda, Insecta, Hymenoptera, Braconidae.